Molecule: messenger RNA, 2139 nt
Organism: Lymnaea stagnalis (great pond snail)
Lineage: Eukaryota; Metazoa; Mollusca; Gastropoda; Lymnaeidae
Source: the annotation of a GenBank genome assembly
CAUGCCUUUAACACGGGCAGCGGUACAUUGUUCGGUCGAAUGACAAACAAGUCGCCACCUCGUCCGCGCGUAGUCCAGAGACAGGAGUAAGUAAGAGCAUUUAUUCCCCCCUCAGAAGUCGUGAAUUUAACAAUACAUGACCCGGGUAUCUGUUGACUUUUCAAACAUGGUGGAAAUUGACGAUGUUGUGUGUCGGAAUCGGAGUUGAGAUUUUUAUUGAAGUCGGGGACACAAAAAACGAAUCUGGAUCCGCUCGGAGUAGGAGACAAUUUGGUUUGGAGUCAGGGCAAAUGUUCGGCCCGACUCGAGCUGCGCUAGCCAACAAAUCAUUCAACAACCUGAUCUAACGUGAGUUGUCUGAGAUAACAAACUGUGCUUAUAUUCUCAAUUAUAUGGUUUUUUUUUAGAAAAGCAACGCAUAGCCUAUUUUUCAGUAAGGAUGGAGAUGUUUUGUUAUAGUAUUCAUGUAUUUUUUUAACUUUUUUAAAUUACACCGUGUAUUAGAAUCAAAUUUAAAUUAUUCCAAACAAACAAAAAAAAAGGUUUUAUCAGAAAAUUUUGAGAUAAUCUAAAAUUGUAAUAAUUUGAAUUAAACAUUUUCGCCAUAAUUAAACGGUAAAACAUUUUUUUUUAAACAACAAAACAAUAAAAUUAAUUUGUCAUUAAUAAAAAUAUCUUAAAUUUCACAGUAAAUAAUUAGGAUUUUAAUUUUUACUUUAAACAAGUUUUUUUUUCUCUUUUUUUUAUAUUUAUUUUUUUUUAUAUGGCAUCUUUCUUGGAGUUAACCUUUAAAUUUCCUGCUGACAUGUUCCUGGUAGCGCAUAUUUUCGAUUGAUAUAGUUGUGUUUUAUCCUGUAAUCAUAAGAAACUUUUACCCCACCCCACUCACAAAAUGCCCCCCUUUCCCCAAAUUGUUAUUCCCCCCCCCCUUUUUUUUUUUUCAUUGCCACAUUUAAAAUAUUUCUUUUAAUCUUUCAAUUAUCUAUCAAUUACAUUUUACUUGCUGGACCAAAAUGCUUUCGAAAAGUAAGUUGAUCAUUACGGCUCAAUGCAAAAUACCAUCAUGUUACCUUCUCUUAGAAACUGUACGGCCAGUGGUUCCCUAGCUGACUCUAAUCAUUCAGCACGUAAAGGGCCGUCAGUUUGAGCAUCACUGACAUCAUGGCCUGUAAAGGACGGGAGGUUAUACGUCACGUCUGGGCGUGGCGUACAGUGGUGACCCUGUUUGUGACGCCAAUUGUUCUCCUUCCUUUGAUCGUGGCCUUCAACGCACCUGUAAGUUACUUCCCCCUGCCCGACCAGUCAAUGAAGAGGUCCUCUUUGUUUGGAUAAGUGCUAUGAACACACAAUGUUUUCUUUAUGAACGAAAAGGGGAGGGAGAAACAGAGGAUGAGACGGAGGAAGAGACGGAGGAAGAGACGGAGUGAGAGACGGAGGAAGAGAUGGAGGAAGAGAGAGAUCGGGGGAGAGAGAGAGACGUAGGGAGAGAGAGGUGGAGGGAGAGAGAGACGGAGAAAGAGAGAGCUGGAGGGAGAAAGGAAGGGUGGGAGGUUGGAGAAGGGAGGAAGAAAGGAAGGAAGGGAUGGGGGAUAAGGGCAGGAAGAAAUGAAAAAGAGUGAAAGAGAGAAAGACAGGGGGACGGGGGUAGAGAGAAAGAAAUGUUGAAUGAAUGAAAGAAAGUGAUUGGGGGUGUUGAGGGGUGGGGGAGAAGAAAAGAAUGUGACCUUAUUAACCCUGGGUUCUCAAGUAGACUUAAUCAGCCUUGAAAUGUUUUAUACACAUUUUUUUAUUUUAAAAAAACAUCACAGUAACGUUACUAUUUAAUUUGAGGACCACUGCUUCGUGGUUAUUGUGACUCCAUAGUUCUCAAGUUGAAAUGAAACGUGAUAUACUUGUUGUUUUCUAAUGAAUUCAACAAGGAAGCUAUACAGUUGGUAAAUAGGUUGUUGUGUUUGUUUGUCAAUGCAGGAGACCAAGUGCGCCUACGCUGUCAUCUUGAUGGCUGUUUACUGGAUUACCGAGUCGCUCCCCCUUGGGAUUACCGCUCUUUUGCCCGUCUUCUUGUUCCCCCUGUUUGAGAUCGUCAGCUCCAAUGAGAUUGCUUCGCAGUACUUCAAUGUAAGGCGCAGAAAGUUGUAA